Messenger RNA from Diachasmimorpha longicaudata, 1711 nucleotides. RefSeq names its product apolipoprotein D-like. The record is from RefSeq and is a predicted model, not a curated record. NCBI's taxonomy places the organism in Eukaryota, Metazoa, Arthropoda, Insecta, Hymenoptera, Braconidae. Gene Ontology annotation, cellular component: cytoplasm. Bases 390 to 1433 code for a protein of 347 amino acids. Gene Ontology annotation, molecular function: pigment binding. Gene Ontology annotation, biological process: lipid metabolic process; response to reactive oxygen species. The transcript is spliced from 4 exons.
CUGGACUAUUGGGAAAGUUCAUUGGCCUGUACUCAAUCAACUGUGCAGCGUGAAGAUGAUGGAUUGAUAAUGGUGAAAAACCCUCAAGACGCAAGACAAAUAUGAUACAGUCCUGUCCCAUCAUUUCGAGAUGUAGUGGUCUUUGCGGAGGCUCUCAGACGCUGCAAGCUGGCGUUGAUCCCAUCGACGGGUACCGUAAUGGGUUGGAGUACACACGGGGCCACAUAUGUGUCUGGCCAGUUCCUCUUGUUGAGCAGAGAGGGGCAGGAGGAGUCUUGGGAAUAAGCGCGGGGAGGUAGAAGAAAAAUUUGCCCGGUCAAUGCACCUCCAGGCUUGGUUAAUGUAUAAAAGCGCGAGGCCAGGCGAUCCUUGCGACAGAAACGCGAGAAAUGUUGAAGCAGGUCCUACUCGUUCUUUCUGCCUUGGCAUUGGCUGGGGCGCAGGUGCCUAGUUUGGGAUGGUGUCCCGAAUAUGUACCAAUGGCUAACUUCGAUAUCGCAAAGUUCCUGGGUGUGUGGUACGAGGCAGAGAGGUACUUUCAGCUGUCCGAGGUGGUGUCUCGCUGUGUGAUGGCUAAUUAUACACGAGGACACGAUGGCAAAUUGCGCGUUAGCAACGAAGUGACUAACAGAUUUACGGGAAUCAAACGUGUACUGGAGGGCGAAAUCAAGCCGGCAGCUUCAAAGGCCGAAGAAGGCAAGCUUCACGUCAGAUACACUACUGUUCCAUUAACUCCAGAAACUUCUUACGCUAUUUUGGAGACUGAUUACAAAAACUAUGCGGUUUUGUGGAGCUGCUCUGGGAUCGGGCCUGUUCACGCACAAAAUGCUUGGUUAAUGACCAGGCAACGUCGUCCAUCUGGAGAUAUCCUGCAACAGGCUUAUGGAGUACUCGACAAGUACAAGAUAUCCAAGACGUUCUUUGUGAAAACUGAUCAGAAUGACUGCGCCUACCUGGAUUCAGCUCCUCCAGUUGAACCCCCUGCAGAAGUGGAAAACCAAGCUGAUCAUGUUGAAGAGGCUCAGGAGGGUCAGAAUCUCCGAUCUGCAAUAAUCCCAGAUGCUCCCGAGAUCAUCAUUCAAACGAGAAAAGCUGAGCUUUCUGAAAAAGCGAAAGAAUCGAACGCCCCAGCAGUGAAAUCUCCAGUGGGGAGCACUGAACUGCUGAAGGCUGAACCUCUCAAAGAGGAACCAGUACUCACGGAAGUCAUCAAAGAGGAAAAAAAAACACCGGCGACAGUCCCAGAGGUAAUCUUGAAAACCGCUGAGAUCGGUAAUGAAUCCUCCCCAGCCAAAGAAAUUGAAGAGCCAGUCAAACACGUUCAAAAAACAGAACCUGUUCUCAGCGAAACUGAUAAGCUGGAGGAAUCUGCUGAGAAACCCAUUCAGCUGCCCAAAGAAGAAUUGGAGACGACAGAAAAAUUGAAUUCCUAGAUUUAUCGAGCUCUACGAUUAAGUCUUAUUUAACGAUAACUUCAACCCUCAGAAAUUUAAGCUUAUUGCCAUGGAAAAUAAUAUCAAGACUCACCCCCGUCUUAUCUAAAAGUUUUCAAAGAGACUUUUACUCUCAGUAAUUUAAGCGUAGUUGUGUUAGACUGAAUGAGAGACACAUAAUGAUAAAUUAAAAGUGAAACAUGAAAACAAUUGCUGUACAAAAAGUGAUUACAAUGAAUUGUGAAUAAAUUGUUAUAUAAAGAUGUUUUUUACUUUAA